This is a messenger RNA of Alternaria alternata, 769 nucleotides long. RefSeq lists its product as hypothetical. The transcript has 2 exons. Lineage: Eukaryota; Fungi; Ascomycota; Dothideomycetes; Pleosporales; Pleosporaceae. Bases 301 to 735 code for a protein of 144 amino acids. The record is from RefSeq and is a predicted model, not a curated record.
AUCUAUUAGAUGUACACACCCCGAAAUGGCAUCAAGCAGGCUUCCACCUUAUGCUCGGCAACUCAGAUGAUUGCUAUGUCGCACAUGCGAAGCGCGCAGUAGAGCUCUACCAGUUCUUUGUCGGUAGAACAGACGAAGACUUGUCUGAAGCGCAUAUCGAACUACAGAAGAGGUCCUUAUCAGAUGCUGAGUAUGUCUAUAAGCGAGCGCUAGAAGAUCAAAAAAAAAGCCCAAGACGAAAAGGCUGAAGAUGACGAACUCGAGCUUGUUGGAAGGGGUGAAGAAGACGACGAUGCUCUGAUGGCAGAUCGCGAAGCUGAAGAGGAUGACUAUCAUGCCCUAGAAGACGCACAGCCCAUCUUGUACAGCGACGAAGAAGACAUCGAUACCAGUGACGAAGAAGACAUUGAUACCAGUGACGAAGAUUCAGUGGAUUCCGACACUGGCGUACCUGAGGGGGAGACACGAGAGGAAGCCCCCGUCGGUGCCAACAUCUCCGACAACCACAAGGACGAUCAAGGACGCGGACAUGAGGUGGAUCGCGAGGAGCAGGAGAGGGUAGAACUCGAGGAAAGUGCCAAGAACCUCGGUGUCGGCAAAACUCCCGGCUAUUAUCCAACCCCAAGCGCAUCGCGGAAUCCAACAGGAGACAGAUCAGGAUUACUACCGCUCACCCCAGGCCCUUCACGCCGUACGACUGAAGAUGAGAAGAAGCCGUCAGAGGAGCAGGGUUAGGGUGUAUUCCGGACCACGUCAGUAAUGUAGUGUA